AUGCCGACUUCUCCGAGCAUGCAGCUUCCAGAGAGUUCAACUGCAUCCUCUAAACGACUGAUCCUGCUUCUGCAGCCAGUUCAGUUGGCCAAAUCGCCAAUAGAAAUGGGUGUACCAAGGCUCGUCUCGCAUGUACACAAAGGACAGUCGACCUUAAAGAGCCUUCUUCGCAGGCGGACACCGUUUGAGGCUUGCGGGCCGAUUUCAUGUGGCCGCCGGACGCCUAAAAUGGUCCGGUGGCUUUAG
Protopolystoma xenopodis is the source of this 246-nucleotide messenger RNA. Lineage: Eukaryota; Metazoa; Platyhelminthes; Monogenea; Polystomatidea; Polystomatidae. The record is from the annotation of a GenBank genome assembly.